Molecule: messenger RNA, 2934 nt
Organism: Neogale vison (American mink)
Lineage: Eukaryota; Metazoa; Chordata; Mammalia; Carnivora; Mustelidae
Gene: TRMT44
Product: tRNA methyltransferase 44 homolog
Exons: 12
Coding region: 8-2398 (796 amino acids)
Biological process (GO): tRNA methylation
Molecular function (GO): tRNA (uridine) methyltransferase activity; metal ion binding
Source: RefSeq, a predicted model, not a curated record
GCUAACCAUGGCGGAGGUGGGCCGCGCUGCUGUGCGCGACCCGGGUGCGCUACUCCCGGGGGGCUUCUGGGCGGCGGUGGCCGUGUGGCUGGAGAGGCCGCAGGUGGCCAACAAACGGCUGUGUGGCGUCCGUCUGGAGGCCCGGCGGAGUGUGGCGUUGCCCCGGGCCGCUGCGGGACCCCGUCCUCGCUCCCCCGGCGAGGGCCUGGGUCCCGGGCAGACUACAGGCCCGGCGCGGGGCACCGCAAUUCGCGGGCCCGGGGAAUCGCAGCCCCGGCACGGGCAAAGGGAGAACCGCAAGGAAGCGGCCGCCGUGGCUCGGCUCGCAGGGGGUUUCGGGCCGGCCGGCGAGGCUGGAGUCGGGGAGAGCGAUUCCCCUGCCUCGGAUCUGGAUUCUCUCUGGGACGCUUUCUUUCAGAGCCUCGACGGCGGCCAUCCAGAGCUGCUGGCCUUCCUUAGCGGGCCCGCGGCGGGAUCCCAGCCGGAGGCGCCGAGCGAGCUCUCCGUGGUUCUCAGAACCCUCAUCCCGAAAACAGGCCCUCGCUGCCCGCUUGCUGUCCCGAGGAGAGAACUAGUCGUGCAAGAUGUCCUCAGUGGAACUGUAACUUUUUUACCUUUGGAAGAAGAUGAUGGUGGGAAUGUAAAGGUUGAGACGAGCAACGUGUAUCAAAUCCGGCUCAGUCAGAGCCAGGAAGAAUGGUUCAUAUCUAUUUUAAUUUUCUGUCCAGAAAGAUGGCAUUCAGAUGGCAUCGUUUAUCCCCAGCCUGCCUGGCUGGGAGAAGAGCUGCUGGCCAGGUUGGCCCGGUGGUCUGUGGAGAGCAAGAAGAGCGGAUUUAAAAGCACCCUGUCCCUCAUUUCCAUCAUCAAGUACAGCAAAACUUACCAGAUGCUUAAGGAGAAGUAUAAAGACAUGGUCAAGGUGUGGCCUGAAGUAACCGAUCCCGAGAAGUUUGUGUAUGAAGAUGUGGCUAUUGCUGCAUACCUGCUGAUUUUGUGGGAAGAAGAAAGAGCUGAACUGCACUUGACGGCCAAGCAGUCCUUUAUUGACUUAGGAUGUGGGAACGGUCUCCUGGUCCAUAUCCUCAGCACCGAGGGGCACCCAGGCAGAGGGAUCGAUGUCCGGAGAAGAAAAAUCUGGGACAUGUAUGGACCACAGACUUGCUUGGAGGAAGGUGCAAUCACCCCAAGUGAUAAGACCCUUUUCCCUGACGUCGAUUGGUUGAUUGGUAACCAUUCCGAUGAACUGACGCCGUGGGUACCCGUCAUUGCAGCCCGGUCCUCCUAUGGCUGCCGUUUCUUUGUCCUUCCCUGCUGCUUCUUUGACUUCACCGGGAAGUACUCCCGGAGGCAGAGCAGGAAGACUCAGUACCGAGAGUACCUUGAUUUCAUCACAGAAGUGGGGCUGGCCUGCGGGUUUCACGUCGAGGAGGACUGCCUGCGCAUCCCAUCAACCAAAAGGGUUUGUCUCAUCGGGAAAUCCAGAACAUACCCACCUGCUGGAGAAGUUUCCAUGGAUGAGCAGAGAACCCAGUACAUUAACAGCAGGCGGGGCCACCCCGUGAGCCCACCCAGCGAGGUGUCUCUCCCUCCUCCACCCCGGGCCACAGUGGGACACGCAGGUCACCCUGAUGGGCAGCAGGCCUUGGACACCGGGGCUGCCACAGGAAGGGCGGAGAUCCAGAACGACCAACUCUGGCUGUCUGGAUUUCAGCCUAGAGAGAAAGCUGAGCGCGUGAGGAACUGUGCCACCCUUCCUCGAGAUUUUAUUGACCAAGUGGUUUUGCAAGUGGCACAUUUGCUGUUGGAAGGAGAGCAGUUAAACACAGGAAGCGCUUCCAGCAGCAGCUCAAAGGCUUGGAACCGAGGAGGAAGCCUCUCCUUGGCGGAAGUGGCCCGUGAGCUGGCUGGGGAGACACUGCAGAGGUUGAAGCGGGAGUGUGGAGGCCUGCAGACGUUGCUCAGAAACAACCAUCAGGUGUUUGAAGCCCCCAUAGGUAUGGCACCCCUGGCCAGGUCUGGCCUUAACCCUCUCCGGGAUGUGCUCAUGCCUCACAUGGAAGGAAGAGCAAGUCUGAAAGCCUCCCGGCCGGCCAGUUGUGAACGGGAGAGUUCACAUUCGCGACUGGAGAGAAAAGAAGCUACAGAGGCAGCCGCACUCGGAAGCAAAGCGAAGACUCUGCUCGGAAGCUUUCAAGACCCGCAUGUGCUGGUUCUACAGUCACCACCCCGAUGGCUGUGUUCUGCCUUCGGACAGCUGCCCGUUUGCCCACGGGCCAGCAGAGCUGCGGCCGCCACAGACACCCAAGAGGAAGAAGCCAGUUCUGUGAGCUGCUUCUGCCAUGUGCGAGGGGUACACCCUGGCUCUCUUGGGGACUGCAGACUCUGCAGGUUCAGGUGACUUCCUCUGGAUUCCCCUGUAAUGUGGCCUGUUAGUUACACGCACACCAGACGCUGCGGAAGCUGGUGUCCCUCCUGCAUCCGCCCCUGAGUCAGUGCUGGCGCUGUGUUGUAAACGAGGUCUCACCUGUGUUUAGCAUCUUUAUUCCAGAAAGAGCACAGGAGCACUUGGAGCAUCUCAUUGUCUCGAAGGUGAGGAAGUGCCUGGACCAUCUGGCCCCUCUUGGGAGCUUGGCUCGGGCUCGCUGGACUCGUGGCUGAGAGCGGGCUCACCCCAAGAGGACAGCCGGUCCUGUCAUGUCUUUAGCCAGGUCGUACUAGGUGAUGGGAAAGAAAAUCUAAAGAUCACAGAAAGCGAAAACCCCCUUGCCGUCUCUCUCUACUAGACCUCCCCAGAAGUGCUGUCAGCGGAUCUUUUGGUUCUGGAGAAAAAAAAAAAAAUCCCCUGUGUGUUUCUGUUUGAAAUUAUUUUUUCAGUUUUACAUAAAAGGUCACGUCGAUGUGCAUUGUCCUGCCCUUCAUUUUCUGCAUGGCAUG